Messenger RNA from Synchytrium microbalum, 441 nucleotides. RefSeq lists its product as uncharacterized. Gene Ontology annotation, biological process: mRNA splicing, via spliceosome. The record is from RefSeq and is a predicted model, not a curated record. The transcript has 3 exons. Gene Ontology annotation, molecular function: pre-mRNA 3'-splice site binding; metal ion binding. Lineage: Eukaryota; Fungi; Chytridiomycota; Chytridiomycetes; Synchytriales; Synchytriaceae. The coding region runs from base 1 to 441 and encodes 146 amino acids. Gene Ontology annotation, cellular component: spliceosomal complex; U2AF complex.
AUGUCCGACUCGCAGCUGCAAGAACACUUUGACAACUUCUUUGAGGACUUUUUCGUCGAGCUCGCUAAAUAUGGAGAGAUUGAAGAAAUGAAUGUUUGUGACAAUAUUGGUGACCAUCUUGUUGGAAAUGUAUAUGUACGAUACAGGUUGGAAGAAGAUGCUGGUCGAGCCGUCGAAACAUUAAAUAACCGAUUCUAUGCUGGAAAACCACUAUACGCUGAAUUAUCUCCCGUCACUGACUUUCGAGAAGCUUGCUGUCGGCAGUAUGAGAACUCUGAAUGCACACGAGGUGGAUUUUGUAACUUUAUGCACUUGAAGGCGGUGACAAAACAGUUGAGAAAGGAUUUGAUGGAAGGCCAACGCAAAACCAUCAAACUCCAAAAAGCUGAGCGUGAAGUCAAGAGAGAUGAUGAUGAAGACCCUCGUCGUAGUCGAAGAUAG